AUGGGGCAGCACUUUCUGUUCCACCGCGACCUGGUGGCGGCCACGGCCGUGCAUCACGCGGUGCACGCGCGGCUCUCGAGCGACCUGCAGUCCGACCUGGUGCUGCUGGGGCCGCAGUGGCUGCGCGUCUACCGCGUGGAGCCGAGUCCGAGCGCCGAGACGUCGUCGUCCAAGGGCCAAGUGCUGCACCUGCUGGCGUCCUUCCCCCUGGCGGGCGUGGCCCAGAGCGUCCACGUGCUGCGCUUCGACCGCAGUCUGCUGAGGAAGAAGCACCGCUUCUUCGGAGGCGAGGAGGUGCUGCUGCUCACGUUCCCGCUCUUCAAGUGGGUCAUCGUGGGCUACGACCGCCGCUCGCGCAGUCUGGCCACGCUCGCCAUGUUCUCCUUCGAGGAGGACGCUAUCGGCCCUGGAGCCACGCUCAAAGGAGAGAUGAACGGCCGCGAGCAGCUGCUGGGCCUUGCGACCCACGCGGCCGCCAGAGUCGACCCGCAGACGAGAUGCGGAGCCAUGCUCGUGUACUCGGACCAGUUGGUGAUCGUGCCCUUCCGCAGCGAGUCGAUGGAGCUGUCGUUCUUCGAGGAAGACGAGGAUGAGUUCGACGAUGGAGACCAGGCUGGAGCCACGACGGCGGACUCGGACGAUGAAGAGGAUGACGAAGAGGAGAAGAAGCUCGAGGAGCUCGUGAACGAGAGCAAGCACAGAGGAGUGACGAGCGAUAUGAACAACACGCUCAACGCGCUGCUGGACAAGAGUGUCAAGGUGGGCUCGAAGAGGAAGAGGAACCACAUGAGCGGACUCAUGCCGAACGAUAUCACUGGACGCGAGUUCUUGCUGCGUCUGCGCGAGCUGGAGAUCAUGGGAAAGGUUAUCGACUUGGCGUUUCUGGACGGAUACUUGGAGCCGACGCUGAUGGUGCUGCACGAGGAGAACGAGAAGAACUCGACGUGUGGACGUCUGGCGGCUGGAUUCGACACGUACUGCAUCACUGUCAUCUCCAUCAACAUGAACACACGACUUCACCCCAAGAUUUGGACUGUGAAGAAUCUUCCGUCAGAUUGCUUCAAGCUGUUUCCGUGCCGUGCGCCGCUGGGUGGCGUGGUGGUCUUGUCAGCGAACGCCUUCCUGUACUUUAACCAGACACAGUUCCACGGACUCGCCACCAACGUCUUCGCGAGCAAGACGGUGAACCAGUCGGUGUUCCCCCUUAGCGAUGCCGUCUACGAGACUCCAGACCACGAGAUGGCGCAGCUCCAUAUCGUGCUCUAUGACUGCCAGUUCGAGUACUUGCACGAGAAGGAAGUUUUGCUGACCAUGCCGAAUGGGGACGCGUAUGUGCUAUCUCUUCCGUACGAAGACACUUCCAGCCGUGGUCUGUACGGUUUUGGAGGAGCAUCGUCCAGCCGGAACGCGUCGUUAUCACUGCGAAUGCUUCGCUCUGGCAUUCAAGCGCAUUGUCUGUGCGUGAACGAAGAGAAGAAGACGCUGUUUGUUGGCUCAAGGUCAGGCGACUCAGUCCUGUAUGCAUUGGAUCAGAAGAAACUUACUAGUGCUGGAGGCGAAGCUUCGAAGCAGCAGGAAGACGAGGAGAUGCUGAUAAAGGAGGAGGUGGUUAAAGAAGAAGUGACCGCUGAGGUGAAGGCCGAGCCUGCUGAAGAAGAGGAGGAAGACGAAGAUGAUUUGUUCCUGUAUGGUGCAGCGCCUACGAAAGAAGAGCCCACGACAAGUGGUUCUACGGAGGCUGUGAAUGGUACAAAUGGAUCCGCUGUCAAGAAAGAGGAGAACGGGCAUGCUGUUGAAGAAGAAAGCGGUCCGUACGAUUAUGUGCUCCACCAGAUUGAUGUGCUUCCAAGCAUCGGGCAGAUCACGUCGAUUGAGCUGGGCAUUGAGAACAAUGCGGACUCGAAUGAGAAGCGCGAGGAGCUUGUUAUUAGUGGCGGAUACGAGCGCAGCGGAGCUAUCUCGGUGCUACACAAUGGAUUGCGUCCGAUCGUCGGUACGGAAGCUGAGUUGAACGGCUGCCGAGCAAUGUGGACAGUGUCGUCUUCGCUUCCUUCUGCGACAAAGAGCUCCGAUGGUCGCAGCUACAAUGCGUACCUGAUUUUGAGUGUUGCUCAUAGAACGAUGGUGUUGCGAACUGGAGAAGGCAUGGAGCCCUUAGAGGAUGACAGCGGCUUCUACACGUCUGGCCCAACGCUUGCCGCUGCAAACCUUUUCAACAAGCAGCGGAUUGUUCAGAUCUUCAAGCAAGGCGCGCGAGUGAUGAUGGAGGUGCCCGAUGAGGAAACGUCAAACGGAAACGAUGGAGCUGAAAAGACUGCCAAGCCAGAGGAUGAGGAGGUUGACGAUGAAGACGACGGACCGAAGGUCAAGUUGGUUUGCACGCAGGAAAUUACUCUGGAGGGUGAUGUCGAGUGUGGAGGCAUGAACGUUGAUACGGCAACGGUGGGAAUUGUGUCCGUGGACGUUGUCGAUCCGUACAUUUUGCUGCUUCUGACGGACGGGUCGGUUCGCCUGCUUAUGGGCGAUGAAGAAGACAUGGAGUUGACAGUUAUCGAUCCAGAGAUCGACUACCUUGACGGCGUCACGGAAUCAAAUGGAACUGCGGACGCAUCCAAACACGGCAGCAGCUCUGCGUGCCUCUUUUACGAUUGGGCAGGCAUGUUCCGCGAGAACGCUUGGGGUGAAGACGAUCGGGAAGAGCGUGCUGAGUCUGCUGCAGCUGAGACUAAGACCGAAAGUAAUGGUGAUGACGACGAUGACAUGGACGCAUUGUACAGUGCAAAACCCAGUCCGAAGGCUCCAUCUAACCGGAGCAGCUCAGCAAAGCCGACGCCGAGCCAAGCUGCUCCGACGAACGCUGAUGGCUCCGUGUCGAUCCCGUUGCUAAAGCAGAAGGAUGCCAAGAUGAUGUGUGGUAUGUGCUUCGGGGAUGGCUCGCUGCACGUGUUUUCCCUCCCCGACUUUAAAAAGAGAGGAGUUUUCCCGUAUCUCACGUUUGCACCACAGUCGCUCGUUAAUACGUUGGAGCACUACCAAGUCGGCAAGAACAAGACUGUGAAAUUCUCCGCUCCGGUUCUAGGCCUCAACGCAUCGACAUCUUCUGCGAACGACGGCCGUAUCAAGAAGUCGCACACAAUGAACUCGCCGGUGGCUGACAUUAUCAUCCACCGUGUCGGUCCUAGCGAAGGCCAGCAUAACGCGCAGUACCUCUCACAGAUGGUGAUGCUGGUGUUUUUGGCGAAUGGCGACUUGCUGAUGUAUUCUGCAACUCCCAAGUAUGAGAGCUUGAAGCCUCGAGCGAACGGAGAAGUUGCCCCAGUGUUCCAUUUCGUCCGCGUGGGGUCUGAUUUGAUCACUCGACCGUUAAUUCCGCCACGAGCACGCACGAGCGCCCACAACGAGGCCGGCAAUAACCCCGAGGUGAACACAAGUGCAGUUCUAGCCAAACUCCGAGCUGGAUUCCGAUACCCCAUGCUGACAACCUUCUACAACGUGAACAACAUGAGCGGCGCGUUCUUCCGAGGUGCGCAUCCAAUGUGGAUUUUAGGCGACCGCGGUCAGCCAACCUUCAUCCCGAUGUGCAGCGCAGCCCCCAAGGUGAGCGUGCCAGUGUUGAGCUUCACGCCUUUCCACCACUGGAACUGUCCGAAUGGCUUUAUUUACUUCCAUUCUCGUGGCGCACUGCGUGUGUGCGAGCUUCCUUCAAGCAAAACGUCGACGAUCCUGCCGUCAAGUGGCGGGUUUGUCCUUCAGAAGGCUGAGUUUGGCGCCACGUUGCACCACAUGCUGUACUUGGGCAACCACGGCCCCGGCGGUGUGUCCGAGGCGCUUGAAGCACCUACGUAUGCUGUAGUCUGCAGUGUGAAAAUGAAGCCGACGGACGCGGAGCGAGCCACCGAAGUCGAGGAUGCAGACGAAGAGAAAGAGCCUGAAAACCUGGACGCCAACGGAAACCCUGUGGGAAGCAACGUGAUGGCGCCCACAGCCGAGAUGUUCCCCGAUUUUGAGAUCGAUCAGAUGGCCCACACUGAAGAGGAAGUUUACGAGUUGCGUUUGGUGCAGACGAACGAGUUCGGCGAGUGGGGACGACGCGGCGUUUUCCGCGUGCAUUUCGAGCGGUAUGAGGUUGUUCUGAGUGUGAAGCUCAUGUACCUGUACGACUCGUCGCUGAUGAAGGAGGAAGUGGCUUCUACUUCGGCCGAGUGGAACAAGAAGAAGCGGCCCUACCUCGUGAUCGGUACGGGCUGGGUCGGCCCGCAUGGAGAAGACGAAAGUGGCCGCGGACGUCUGCUGCUGUACGAACUUGACUACGCCCAGUACGUGGACGAAGAGGGUGGCUCUACUAGUAGCAAGCUGCCCAAGUUGCGGCUAGUGUUCAUCAAGGAGCACCGCCAAGGAGCCAUUUCGUCGGUGGUACAGCUUGGACCGUACGUACUUGCGGCCGUUGGCUCGAAGCUCAUCGUGUACGAGUUCAAGUCGGAGCAGCUGAUCGGCUGUGCAUUCUACGAUGCGCAGAUGUUCAUCGUGACUCUGAAUGUCGUCAAGGACUUUGUCAUGUACGGCGACGUCUACAAGAGCGUCCACUUCUUGCGCUGGAGGGAGAUGCAGCGGCAGUUGGUGCUGCUAGCAAAGGACUAUGAGCCGCUGGCGGUCUCAGCUACUGAGUUCAGCGUGUUUGAGAAGAAGCUGGCGCUACUGGCUGUGGACAUGGAUGAAAACCUGCACGUCAUGCAGUUCGCGCCGCAGGAUAUCGAGUCUCGUGGCGGUCAGCGCUUGCUGCGUGUUAGCGACUUCCACCUGGGGGUACAAGUGGCUAGUAUGUUCCGCAAGCGAGUGGAUGGUCCUGGUGGACAUGUGGCUGUAAACGGCCGUGGCCCGCGGGCUCCUCCUUCCUACUACGUGAACGUCAUGGGUAAUUCGGAGGGUGGAGUUGGCGCUUUGAUUCCUGUGGGUGAGCGCGUCUUCCGCCGACUCUUUACGCUGCAGAACGUGAUGGUGAACACGCUGCCGCAAAACUGCGCGCUGAAUCCGCGCGAGUUCCGCAUGCUCAAGACCAACGCGCAACGGCGAUGCGGCCGACCUGAUGCGUGGAGCAAGAAGAAGUGGAAGAAGAGCUUCCUGGAUGCGUUCGUGCUGUUCCGCUUCCUGCAGCUCGACUACGUCGCGCAGAAGGAGCUCGCGCGCUGCAUUGGUACCACGCCUGAGGUUGUCAUUCACAACCUUCUGGAAGUACAGCACGCCACUGCGACGUUCUUGUAG
This is a messenger RNA of Phytophthora sojae, 5259 nucleotides long. Its product is annotated as putative cleavage and polyadenylation specificity factor CPSF. The transcript is spliced from 3 exons. Gene Ontology annotation, cellular component: nucleus. Gene Ontology annotation, molecular function: protein binding; nucleic acid binding. The coding region runs from base 1 to 5259 and encodes 1752 amino acids. The record is from RefSeq and is a predicted model, not a curated record. Lineage: Eukaryota; Oomycota; Peronosporomycetes; Peronosporales; Peronosporaceae.